This is a messenger RNA of Trichobilharzia regenti, 678 nucleotides long. The record is from the annotation of a GenBank genome assembly. Lineage: Eukaryota; Metazoa; Platyhelminthes; Trematoda; Strigeidida; Schistosomatidae.
UUAGGAGAUAUAUUGAAUUCAAUGAAUAUAUGAAUAGUAUUCUAAUAUGUCUAACAGUAUGGUUCAUUAUAUUCACACCAUGUUUCAUACUGUUUUGUUGCUAUUGGAUGAAACAAUGCAGAAAAAGACGGAAGAUAAGAUCUAUGACAGUAAUACACACCACAUCACCAGUAAUUCCUCGAUCUACUCAACUAUCAGAGUCAAGUUUACCGAUAAGUCCACCGACGUAUUCCACUGACAGUGAAGUAAAUCAGGGUGAAAAAUAUUGUAAAUAUGAAAAUCCACCAUCAUAUGCAAGUGAUGUACAGAAUAAUAUUAGAAGUAAUACAAAGUACUUAAGAAAAUUACUGAAACGAAAAUAUAUUUGCUUCAAUUUUAAGAAUAUAAAAUGUACUAAAUGCUGUAUAAUUACAGAAGAGGUGGACAAUUCCCCGUAUGUUUGGCACAGGACAUUGGAACCGAAUGGUUUAUUUCUAGAAGCAUCUGAACCGCCAAAUUAUUCAGACAUAGAGGAUAUAUAGUACAAAAUGUAUAAAGAUUAUGAUGGAAAGACAUAAAUGAUACGGUUGCUUAAAAAGAAAAAAGUAAACCUUUCCUAACUGUUUCGCUUUUUUUAAAGUUGUGUUCACAUGGUAGAAAAUAAAAAUGAACAAAUUUAGACAGUGUUAUCAGAAGACG